CCUUGCACCCAGUGGCGUCCGUCAGUCCGCCUGGUUGCAUCCUCUCUCCGGGUUCCUGCCCUGAGCCAGCUCCUUCUCCUACAUUCCGUAGCAAGAUCCUCAAGCCAUGGCUGGUCCUUUCUCCCGUCUGCUGUCCACCCGCCCUGGGCUCAGGCUCCUGGCUUUGGCUGGAGCUGGGUCUCUAGCUGCUGGAUUUCUGCUCCGCCCGGAACCUGUACGAGCCGCCAGUGAACGUCGGAGGCUGUAUCCCCCAAGUCUUUCCCCUCCCCCAUUCUUAAUGUUGUGCUCAUGGGGUGGAAGAAUUGAGCAGAUCUGGGGGGACUGAGCUGGCCAGCCAGAGGAAGAAAUAGAUCCUGAAGCUCCCUAAUGAGAUUACCAAGGUUUAGCUUCCCUAUAAUCCCCCCUCCUCCCAAGGAGCACAGCCAGACACAGCUAACUGGACAGCUCCUAGCUGACUGCACUGGGUCUUGGCCACCUGUGCUCUCCCUCCAUGGUUACUGGGUACCCCCUCCCUAGUGCUGAGUACCCAGACCUCCGAAAGCACAACAACUGCAUGGCCAGUCACCUGACCCCAGCAGUCUAUGCCCGGCUCUGCGACAAGACCACACCCACUGGUUGGACGCUAGAUCAGUGUAUCCAGACUGGCGUGGACAACCCCGGCCACCCUUUCAUCAAGACUGUGGGCAUGGUAGCUGGAGAUGAGGAGACCUAUGAGGUAUUUGCUGAGCUGUUUGACCCUGUUAUCCAAGAGCGACACAAUGGAUAUGACCCCCGGGCAAUGAAACACACCACUGACCUGGAUGCCAGCAAGAGUCAGAACUGGCCGAAGUAUCCGGGGACUCAGUUUGCCUCCAGCUUGCACUCGGGCAGAGCGGCGAGAGGUGGAACGUGUUGUGGUGGACGCACUAAGUGGCCUGAAGGGUGACCUGGCUGGUCGUUACUAUCGACUCAGUGAAAUGACAGAGGCUGAACAGCAGCAGCUUAUUGAUGACCACUUCCUAUUUGAUAAGCCUGUAUCUCCCUUGCUGACUGCUGCAGGAAUGGCUCGAGACUGGCCAGAUGCUCGUGGGAUCUGGCACAAUAAUGAGAAGAGCUUCUUGAUCUGGGUGAAUGAGGAGGAUCAUACACGGGUCAUUUCCAUGGAGAAGGGUGGCAAUAUGAAGAAAGUGUUUGAAAGAUUCUGCCGCGGCCUCAAAGAGGUGGAAAGGCUGAUCCAGGAGCGUGGCUGGGAGUUCAUGUGGAAUGAGCGUUUGGGAUACAUCUUGACCUGUCCAUCUAACCUGGGCACUGGACUACGAGCAGGAGUACACAUCAAACUGCCCCUGCUAAGCAAAGAUAGCCGCUUCCCAAAGAUCCUGGAGAACCUAAGACUCCAAAAGCGUGGUACUGGAGGAGUGGACACAGCUGCCACAGGCAGCAUCUUUGACAUCUCUAAUUUGGACCGACUGGGCAAGUCAGAGGUGGAGCUGGUGCAACUGGUCAUCGAUGGAGUAAACUAUUUGAUUGACUGUGAACGGCGUCUGGAGAGAGGCCAGGAUAUCCGCAUCCCUCCACCUCUCAUCCACAACAAGCAUUAACUCCCCAUCCUCAGCAGAUGACUCAAGAUCUCCAGGACUUCUGCCCAUUCUAAUGGUGGUCCAUUCUACCUGCCCUGGAUGUCCCCCACCUCCCAGUAAAGACACCUUGCUAUGCU
Molecule: messenger RNA, 1693 nt
Organism: Miniopterus natalensis
Lineage: Eukaryota; Metazoa; Chordata; Mammalia; Chiroptera; Miniopteridae
Source: RefSeq, a predicted model, not a curated record